AUAAAACGUCGCGCUAUCCACCUCCGGACAGUGAGCUCAUCGCCCAUCGCAGCCUCGCCCACGCACACGCCUCUGUCCAGCCUCUUCAGCAAGUCAUCGCAGAGUGGAGAACACAGAAAGCAUCGAGACGACGUAGACCACAUCUCCACGAUUUUAUCGUUUGGAGGACAGAAGAGCUGAGCGGGCAGAAAUAUUAAGCAGUACAGCAGCCAUGGCAAACAGAGGACCCAGUUACGGACUGAGUCGGGAGGUGCAGGAAAAGAUAGAUCAGAAGUACGACCCUGAGCUGGAGGCCCGCUUGGUGGACUGGAUCAUUGCACAGUGUGGGGGAAAUGUGGAGAGACCACAGCCUGGCAAGCAGAACUUCCAGAACUGGCUAAUGGAUGGAACACUUCUCUGCAGACUCAUUAACAGUCUGUAUCCUCGUGGCAAAGAGCCCAUAAAGAAGAUCCCAGAGACACAGAUGGCUUUCAGACAGAUGGAGAAGAUCUCACAGUUCCUAAAAGCAGCCGAGGCCUACGGGGUGAUUUCCACCGACAUCUUUCAAACCGUUGACUUGUGGGAAGGGAAGGACAUGGCUGCUGUGCAGAGAACCUUGAUGGCUCUGGGGAGUGUCGCCCUCACAAAGGAUGAUGGGUACUACCGUGGCGACCGUGACUGGUUCCACAGGAAAGCACAGGGUCAUCGGCGUGAGUUUUCAGAGGAGCAGCUUCGUCAGGGCCAGAGCCUGAUCGGCCUGCAGAUGGGCAGCAAUCGCGGGGCGUCUCAGUCGGGCAUGACGGGCUAUGGCAUGCCUCGCCAGAUCAUGUAAAACUGUUCCCCAAGACCAACUACACAGCCAAGGCUCGUUCCCAAACCCACCUCUGUUCCUCUGCACCCCAGGUAGCUCCACAUUCCCCCAGUGCUCCCACUAUAUCUCCCUGUGCUCAUUCAGUAUUACAGCACUGGUACAGUACUGGGCCAUUCUGUUACCGAGUAUUACAGCACUGGCACAGUACUGAGCCGAGCCACUCUGUUACCCAGUAUUACUAUAUAUGGGCCAUUAUAUUACUGUGUAUUACAGUAUAGGCACCAUUUUGUUACUGGUAUUACAGCACUGUUAAAGUACUGGCCCGUUCUGUUACCUGGUAUUUUUUUUGGGGGCUACUGUUACGUAGUAUUAUGGCAUGGUCAGACACAGAGGCAACCUAGAUAGGAAUA
Messenger RNA from Megalops cyprinoides (Indo-Pacific tarpon), 1200 nucleotides. RefSeq names its product transgelin 3b (gene tagln3b). The record is from RefSeq and is a predicted model, not a curated record. The coding region runs from base 212 to 811 and encodes 199 amino acids. Gene Ontology annotation, molecular function: protein binding. The transcript has 5 exons. NCBI's taxonomy places the organism in Eukaryota, Metazoa, Chordata, Actinopteri, Elopiformes, Megalopidae.